Ichthyophthirius multifiliis is the source of this 719-nucleotide messenger RNA. RefSeq names its product transcription factor iib, putative. The transcript has 4 exons. Gene Ontology annotation, cellular component: ciliary basal body; motile cilium. Gene Ontology annotation, biological process: regulation of cilium beat frequency involved in ciliary motility; cilium assembly; positive regulation of cell motility. The record is from RefSeq and is a predicted model, not a curated record. NCBI's taxonomy places the organism in Eukaryota, Ciliophora, Oligohymenophorea, Hymenostomatida.
AUGUUUAAAAAUACAUUUUAAUCAGGAUUCCUUUCAAUAUUAUAUUCAAUAGGAUCCAAACCUUUAUAAAUAUGGGAUAAAAGCAUUAGAAAUGGUCACAUAAAAAGAAUUACAGAUUAAGAUAUCCUUUCAAGUGUUUUAGAAAUAAUGGGAACUAAUGUUUCUACUAAUUUUAUAACUGCGCCAGCAGAUCCGAAAGAAACAUUAGGAAUAAAAUUACCAUUUUUAGUUAUGAUCAUAAAGAAUGUAAAAAAUUAUAAUAAAUAAAAUAUCAAAUUAAUUACAUAUUUAAUAUAGUUAAAAAAAUAUUUCACAUUCGAAGUAUAAGUUUUAGAUGAUAAAAAUGUCAGAAGAAGAUUUAGAGCUUCCAACUAUUAAUCUACUACAAGAGUUAAGCCUUUUAUUUGUACUAUGUAAGCCCUUUUUUUUUUUUUUUUAAUAUAUUAUAUAAAUUUUUAAAGGCCUAUGAGAUUAGAUGAAGGAUGGAAUUAAAUUUAAUUUAAUCUUUCUGAUUUUACAAGAAGGGCUUAUGCAACUAAUUAUAUUGAAACUUUGAGAGUUUAAAUUCAUGCGAAUUGUAGAAUUAGAAGAAUUUACUUUUCUGAUAGACUAUAUUCUGAAGAAGAAUUACCACCAGAGUUUAAAUUAUUUUUACCAAUAUAAGGAUAAAAAAACAAUUCUUGAUUUUUUGUUAGAAAUAUAAAAAUGCUCUAUACAAU